AUGAAGGCUCAAACCAUUGUCGCUGCUGCCGCCGCCCUCUUCGGCAUCACUGCCAAAGCUACCUUCUCCGGCACUGGUUUCGGAACUUGGUACUAUGACCUCGAGGAGUCUGAGAUCUGUGGCUACGAUGUUUCUUCCUUGAACAACGGCAAUGCCCUCUGUGGCUGGUACACCGCCAGGACCCUCGAGCAGGUUGGUUCCGAAUACCUGGUCGCCAUGAACGACACCCAGCUCAAGGAGGACCUUACUGGCUACUGUGGUAUGCAGGUCAUUGUCACCGUCAACGGUGUCACCUCCGACCUCCCAUUUUUCAUCGGUGAUGGUUGCCAACGCUGCUCUGAGGGUUCUCCCGACGCCACCACCUACAGCGAGAGUGGUGCCCCUGGCUUGGACUUCAGUUACCCUGCCCUGAACGCCUUGUCUGGUGGCGAGGCUUGCGACGACGGCUACAUCGAGAUCAGCUGGGAGAUCACCGACAACAAGAUCUACGACCUCUUCGACGCUUAA
Talaromyces atroroseus is the source of this 507-nucleotide messenger RNA. RefSeq lists its product as hypothetical. The transcript is spliced from 2 exons. Lineage: Eukaryota; Fungi; Ascomycota; Eurotiomycetes; Eurotiales; Trichocomaceae. Bases 1 to 507 code for a protein of 168 amino acids. The record is from RefSeq and is a predicted model, not a curated record.